Messenger RNA from Cetraspora pellucida, 570 nucleotides. The record is from the annotation of a GenBank genome assembly. Lineage: Eukaryota; Fungi; Glomeromycota; Glomeromycetes; Diversisporales; Gigasporaceae.
AUGGGUAUUACAAUUACAAACGAAACAAUUGUGCCUAUAAAUAUUGUGGCUAUUCACAAUCUUCCAAUGUAUAUUAAUUAUAGUAAAUAUAUGUGCCUUUUACCUGGAAAGGCUGUCAGAAUUCCUUGCAAACGUAAGCCAACUAGGUUUUUUAUUUGGAUGUAUAGUGGACCUAAAUCCGAAAUUACUGAUACUAAGCUUACAGCACUAUGUGCUGCACGCAAUAUUAUCAGCGCUAUAAGCAUGGGUUUAAGCGAGGCUAAGCACUUUAUAGCAGAGAGAAUUCUUGAUAUGGCAGCAAUCACAAUUCAAAAUUCUGUCAUGCACACUAUAGUUGAUCAAUUAAUCAUGGAAGCUGAAAGUUAUGCAUUUACAACAAUCGCUAAUACUUGUGCUGAUAAAAUGUUUCUUGAUAAACGAACCGAUCGAAAGCAUAUGAAGACUAAGUGGAUUUUCAACUCCAGAUCAAAAACUAUAAAAGUACAAGGCGGGCCUGUACUUUAUGUUACUGAUUGUUACAAAGAAUUGAUUGAUGGCAAAUUUGAAUUGGAAUUAAGCAAACUUGAAUAA